Molecule: messenger RNA, 2127 nt
Organism: Morchella importuna
Lineage: Eukaryota; Fungi; Ascomycota; Pezizomycetes; Pezizales; Morchellaceae
Exons: 6
Coding region: 1-2127 (708 amino acids)
Molecular function (GO): protein binding
Source: RefSeq, a predicted model, not a curated record
AUGAAAGGCUGCGAGCCUUUCGUGAACAAGAAAAUAAGGCUCCAGGCUCCAGCGAUUCCCCAACCGAGAGGUCAAUUUGACUUUCGCAAAAGAAUAGAUCGAGUGAUAGUAGAUGUCUACUUUCUGCGGGAACAGCUCAACGGCCCUCCACCCAGAGCCUUCGACGACCUAAGUGUUAUCGGCAUGCCUUUCGGAGAAAAGAUAUCUCAAUACAAAAUCGAAGAAUUGCCUGCUCCAGGCGGACCAACACCUUCUAGUAAUAGAAGGAAGGGGAGCGGGACGAGGUUCUUUUCAAGAAAGAAGUUUACGAUGCCGUCACUCUUUGAAAGCCUGCCUAUAGAGAUCGUCAACAACAUGACUAGGUACCUUCCUGACGGGCUCGAAAUCAUCAACCUCCGCAAAGUGUCGAGAACAUUUUAUAAUAUAUUUUCCUGCCACGAUUUGGUUUCGAGAGCCCUCGUUCAACACUAUCCUUAUUCACGUGAAUCACAGCUACCGCAUCUUCAACGUACAAAAGCCGUUUACGACAGGGUCGCCCGCCGUUCUUACACACAACCACGCCGUAAAUGCCCUUCUAGGAAGGAGUAUGUAGACUGUUCCCCUAUUUUCUGUGAUGAUGAGGAAGAGGUGCUGGUUUAUCGUACCGCAGAGCAGAUUUCAACCAAGGGGUGGGCGGGUUGGCUAUGGGAUAUGAGGGAUGACAUAAAGGUAGAGGUGAAGCUUGUUGAUGGAGAUGCGAAAGUCGGCGGCUGUUACAAUGAGAAUGGAGAGUUGUAUGAGAGUGCAGUUGUACGAAACGUGUCAUGUUGGAGUGGGAGAGGGGUUAUGGUGCUACAUGGGCAUCAUAUACACCACAAGUUCGCAAAUGAUCACGAUGCACAGAGGGGGGAGUACACGGGGGUUGAACUGGCGCUGGGAAAUUUUGGGAUCCAAAUAGCUCCAAGAAGAAUGAAACACGCCCACACAUUCAUUCAAAUCUAUUCGCUCCAACGCUCCAAUUUUGGCCAGCUCAUCUCCUCAUUCAGCUUCUACGGAGGCGGCAACAACUCAACGGUGUAUGUCCUCUCGUCGGUCGAUGCACAAGUAGUUAAAAUGGUUGAACUCAGCCAAACCCCUAACUCACUUAGAUGGCGGUUUAAACAGGAUGACUUGCGCAUACUAGAAUGGCGAUUUGAAAGCGAUAUCAAGCCAAUAUGUCGAGACACUGAAGAGGGAGAGGAAGUAAGAUUGACAUGGGUGGGAAGCUAUGGGCUGAACGGCACUCGAGAGUAUAGGGUUGGCCUUGAUGAGUUGGAUGAAGCUGGAAUUUUCAAAGGGGAUGAAUCUCCAGUCAUGGUGGAGUGGAAGAUCAAUACGUUGAAUACACACCUACGGCCGGACGGCGCAUUCGAGAGCUCAAAGCCGACUCUUUUCUACGCCCCAACCGAGUUUAAUAAGGGGGGUAUUUUGGGACUGCCAGAACAGACCAUAGGGUGGGAUGAGUUGCGAACCAAAAACGACGCUGUAAAGUGGCCAGUGGCAGUAAGUCCAUAUAGGUUCUUUAGCCAAUCGGAACCUAAGAUGAGUGUUCUGAGGUGGGGUGCGCGUAGUGGUGUAAAUGGAUACUACACCACCGAUCCUAGCGAGAUGGUAAUCGAUUACCGUAAGACCGUCACUUUAUGGUAUGAUAGAAGCUGGAACCCGAAGUUAGAAGGGCACAUAGUCACCCGCGGAACGCUCUUAUCUCCGAGGUGGCGGUCAGUGUUGGACAAUAUGUGUGAAAGCACAGGAGUGGGAUUCAAAGCUGAGAACGCAGACGAAACCGCCGCGAAGUUAUUGAUGUCACGUAAAGAAAUAGCUCGAGCGACACAACGAAGAAGAGAAAGAGAGAGGCAAAAGCGAGGACCGGUGGAUAACGCAUUUUUCCAUGAAGGGAGUGGAUGGAUUCUCUACCUACUAAGAGCGGAGCGAGAGGAUUGGAGGAAAGAAGAGGAACGGAAGAAAAGGAUGCAAGAAAACCGUGCGCAGUGUGGGCUUGAAACGAAUUUGAGAGAGCUUUUGGUCAGCGAUGGCAGCGAGGAGGAGGAGGCAUAUUUUACAGGGCCACUAUCAGAGAGUACAAGUGUGUUGGUGUACUUAAGAUUCUAG